This is a messenger RNA of Erpetoichthys calabaricus (reedfish), 1657 nucleotides long. RefSeq names its product zinc-binding protein A33-like. The transcript has 5 exons. Gene Ontology annotation, molecular function: protein binding; zinc ion binding. The record is from RefSeq and is a predicted model, not a curated record. NCBI's taxonomy places the organism in Eukaryota, Metazoa, Chordata, Cladistia, Polypteriformes, Polypteridae. The coding region runs from base 86 to 1657 and encodes 523 amino acids.
UGAAGAUUCUGUGCUGUCAAUGAGAAGAAAAUAAACCCAGGCUGUAUGGGAAGAACCUCAUUUUUUAUUUUGGUGCUUUGUAGUCAUGGCAGGUAUUGUAAAGCCAGUAAACAACCCUAAAGAUGAACUAACCUGCUUCAUGUGCUUGCAGAUAUAUUCAUAUCCAGUUUCUCUCAGCUGCACACAUAGCUUCUGCCUCAAAUGCAUCCAAGAUCACUUUAAAUACAGAGACGACACAGAAAAAUACUCCUGCCCAGAAUGCUAUGCCAAGUUUGAAGAGAAACCAAGGCUGCUGAAGAACACUGACCUUUCUGAGCAGGUGCUUCAUCUGGUAAGGGGCCGUGAACAAAGUGUUUUCUGUGACUACUGUUUGGAGGAGGAAGCUCCCGCAACAAUGAGCUGCCUGCAGUGUGAAGCCUCCUUCUGUGUGGCACACCUUCGUCCUCACAAUGAGAAGGUCUACCUUCAGAGUCACGUCCUGGUCGAGCCAAGUGAAAUGAUGGCAUUGCGGAGAUGCAAGGUGCACAGGGAGAUGCUGAAGCUCUUUUGCCGUGAUCACCGGACAUGUAUCUGUACACUUUGCAGCCUUGUAGGUGAGCACAAGCAGCACAUGGUAUGCACAGUUGAAGAAGCAAAGAUGGAAGCAGAGGUAAGAGGCAGAAUUCUAAAAUAUAAAACUCAUUUCUUUUUCAUUUCUGGUAUGAAUGCGUAUUCAGCCUUCCAUGACCAGGCAGUUCAUCACUAUAAAGGCAUUAAAGCUGUACUUGAAGAGGAUGAAGUGUUGACACUUCGGUUCAUUGAUUCAGAACGGCAAGUUGCGAUAAAUUUCAUUGAAAACCAAACCAAAGAAAAAGUCGAAGAACUGGAUGACAUCGAGAGAACUAUACAGCAGAUCCAUAUCAUUUUAAAUCAGACAGAUGCUGUAAGGUUUCUGAAGGGUUCCAACUGCAAUUCACAUAGAAUCCAGUCACUGCUGAAGAGGCCAGAGGCUCCCAUUUAUGAAACAACUGUUGAUGAAGGAAAACUUUCAUCCUUAAUGAAGACCAUAAUUAAGAUGUCAAAUGGUUUUUCGAAGCAAGGGAGCUGUGUCAGGAAAGCACUUUUGUCCUAUGCAACUACAAUCACAUUGGAUCCAUCCACUGCAAACGAGCAUCUGAUUCUAUCCGAAGAUCGAACGAUUGUGCGGUACACAGAUGAGACACUUAAGGCUCCCUAUGGUCCCAAACGAUUCGAUGAUACUUUGUAUGUUAUGGGCUCUGAAGGGUUCAAUUUUGGCCGUCACUACUGGGAAGUUAUCACCCGAAGCAAAACAGACUGGGAGAUUGGUUUGGCAUAUGCUUCUUUACCCAGGAAAGGGAAAACCUGGUUGGGAAGAAAUAACAUUUCGUGGUCUCUGGAAUGUAACGGAGACCGCUGUAUGGUCUGGCACAAUAACAUCUCCAUAAGAGUGAGUAUUAACUACAAGCUAGAACGAGUUGGCGUUUAUCUGGAUUACACAGGAGGGACGAUAGCUUUUUACGAUGCUGAAAAGAUAUCUCUCCUGCAUUCCUUUCACAAUAAAUUCACUGAAGCAAUUUAUCCUGUACUAAAUCCUUGCAACAGUAAAGGAGGAAACUUUGCUCCUUUAACAGUUCUGCAGCUCAAGGGCCUUCUGUAG